This is a messenger RNA of Chelmon rostratus (copperband butterflyfish), 7511 nucleotides long. RefSeq names its product protein tyrosine phosphatase receptor type K (gene ptprk). Gene Ontology annotation, biological process: protein dephosphorylation. Gene Ontology annotation, molecular function: protein tyrosine phosphatase activity; protein binding. Gene Ontology annotation, cellular component: membrane. Lineage: Eukaryota; Metazoa; Chordata; Actinopteri; Chaetodontiformes; Chaetodontidae. The transcript is spliced from 38 exons. The record is from RefSeq and is a predicted model, not a curated record. Bases 199 to 4554 code for a protein of 1451 amino acids.
AGGAAGCGAAAAGAGAGAAACCGGAGAAAGGAGAGAAUGGAGCGGCUGAAUCCACAACAUCAGGAGGAAUAAUAACCCGCAGAAGAGAGAACUAAAGAAGAGUGAAGACGGAGGAGAAGACGGAGAAACUCGGAGGAGAAAAACUUUCCCGCGGGGGGAAAACUGUUUCAGACUCAACAGACGGCCACGUUUGACAACAUGGAUACACUUUUCUCCGUAUUCCUGGGACUCCUGUCUCUCCUCUCGGCGGUUGGUAACGUCUCCGGCCAGAUACCGACAGCUCACAUGGGGCGCGCUGAGAAGGGGAGCUGUUCGUUUGAUGAGGGCUUCUCUCAGUGUGAUUACCAGCAGGAUCCCUAUGAUGACUUUGACUGGACGCACAUCAACACCCAGGAAGUGCCGUACGUCUCUACAGACCUGCCACAAGGUUCCUACAUGUAUGUGGACGUCUCUCAGUACGAUGUCGGGGAGAAGGCCAGGUUCCAGCUGCCGGUCAUGAAGGAGAAUGACACCCACUGCAUCGACUUCAACUAUCUCCUCACCAGUCCUGAUGGCUCCAGCCCCGGCACCCUCAACGUCCUGGUGAAGGUAAACAAGGGUCCAUUGGCCAACCCCAUAUGGAAUGUGACAUCCUACACUGGUAAAGACUGGCUGAGAGCCGAACUCGCCGUCUCCACCUUUUGGCCCAAUGAAUAUCAGGUCAUAUUUGAAGCAGAGGUUUCGGACAGCAAAGCCGGCUUCAUCGCCAUUGACGACAUUCAGGUGCUCAGCUAUCCGUGCGAUAAAUCCCCGCAUUUCCUGCGUCUUGGGGACGUGGAGGUGAACGCUGGACAAAAUGCCACAUUUCAGUGCAUCGCUACAGGACGUGACACUUCCAACAAUAAGCUCUGGCUACAGAGGAGAAAUGGAGAAGAUAUUCCUGUGGCCCUGACCAAAAACAUCAACCACAGACGUUUCGCCGCCUCCUUCCAUCUCAAAGAAGUCACUAAUCAGGAUCAAGAUCUGUACCGCUGCGUCACCCAAUCAGAGCGCGGCUCCGGGGUGUCUAACUUUGCGGGUCUUAUUGUCAGAGAGCCCCCGCACCCCAUCGCCCCACCCCAGCUGCUGGGCGUCGGCCCUACAUAUCUGCUGAUCCAGCUGAAUGCUAACUCCAUCUUUGGAGAUGGACCCAUUAUACUGAAAGAGGUUGAGUACCGUAUGACAUCUGGCAGCUGGACGGAGACUCACGCUGUGAACUCUCCCAACUAUAAAUUAUGGCAUCUUGACCCAGACACAGAGUACGAAAUCAGAGUAUUACUAACCAGACCAGGAGAGGGAGGGACCGGCAAACCUGGACCACCACUCAUUACCCGCACCAAAUGUGCAGAACCUAUGCGGACCCCGAAGAGGCUAAAGAUCGCUGAGACCAGGUCUCGUCUGAUAGCGGUGGACUGGGAAUCACUGGGUUACAACAUCACUCGCUGUCACACCUUUAACGUCACCAUCUGCUACCAUUAUAUGACUGCCAACAACCACAGCAAAGCCGACUGCUUGGACAUGGACCCUAAAGCACCACGCCACCUGGUGGGAAACCUGCCACCCUACACCAACGUCAGUCUGAAGAUGAUUCUGACCAAUCCAGAGGGACGGAAAGAGAGUGACGAGACCAUCAUACAAACCGAUGAAGAUGUUCCAGGCGCAGUUCCCAGUCAAUCACUAAGAGCCACCCCAUUUGAGGACAGAAUCCUGCUUUACUGGAAGGAGCCAGCUGAACCCAACGGAGUCAUCAUACAAUAUGAGAUCAGCUACAGUGGUGUGCGGUCAUUUGACCCUUCGGUGCCUCUCCAGAGGCCAGGACUCACAGUGUCUCUGCCCUCGAACGCCACCCAUCACCUCUUUUCCCAGCUCCACCCGGGUGUCACGUACCAGCUCUCUAUACGCGCAUCCACCUCCAAAGGGUUCGGUCCUGCAACCACGCUCAACGUGACUACCAAUAUUUCAGCCCCGACAAUAGAUGAGUACGAUGGGUCGGAGGCCUUUCUGAAUGAAACUGCAACAACCAUCACUGUCCUGCUCAAACCUGCCCAGGCUAAGGGAGCACCUAUAAGUGCGUACCAGAUUGUGGUGGAGGAAGUGAAUCCACAGCGGACACGUCGUCAAGCUUCCUCUGACUGUUACGAGGUCCCAGUUUCCUACCACAGUGCAUCCAGCGGUGGAUCUCCAUAUUAUUACGCCGCCCAGCUGUCCCCAAGCAACCUGCCUGAGCCGCUCCCCUUCACUGUGGGAGACAACAAGACAUAUCAGGGUUUCUGGAAUCCUCCACUGGCUCCAAGAAAGAACUACAACAUCUACCUUCAAGCUGUUAGCAGCACAGAGAGGGAGACUAAGACGCAGUGUCUGAGGCUGGCUACUAAAGGUGCUACAGAGGAGCCAGAAGUCAUCCCUGACCCCGCUAAACAGACGGAUCGGGUGGUGAAGAUCGCUGGGAUCAGUGCCGGCGUUCUCGUCUUUAUCCUGCUGGUGCUGGUAGCCAUCUUAUUGGUCAAAAAGAGGAGGACCUACUAUUCAUACUCUUAUUACCUGAAACUGGCUAAAAAACGAAAAGACGCCAUCGGAACGACUCGGCAGGAAAUGACUCACAUGGUGAAUGCCAUGGAUCGCAGUUAUGCUGACCAGAGCACUCUGCAUGGAGAGGACCCAAUGGCUGUGACAUUCAUGGACUCUCACAACUACAACAACAGAUAUGAGAACCACAGUGGCUCUGCAGCGGAGAACAGCCGGCUUCUGGAUGUCCCUCGGUAUCACUGUGAAGGAACUGAAUCUCCUUAUCAGACAGGACAGCUCCACCCCGCCAUCAGAGUGGCCGACCUCCUGCAGCACAUCAACCUGAUGAAAACAUCCGACAGCUACGGCUUCAAGGAGGAGUAUGAAAGCUUCUUCGAGGGCCAGUCGGCCUCCUGGGACGUGGCCAAGAAGGAGCAGAAUCGCACCAAGAACCGCUAUGGGAACAUUAUAGCAUAUGACCAUUCAAGGGUUAUUCUCCAGCCCAUAGAAGACGACCCCUCCUCCGACUACAUCAACGCCAACUACAUCGAUGGCUACCAGAGACCAAGUCACUACAUUGCUACUCAGGGUCCUGUUCAUGAGACGGUGUAUGACUUCUGGAGGAUGGUGUGGCAGGAGCAGUCAGCCUGCAUCGUCAUGGUAACCAAUCUGGUGGAGGUUGGAAGGGUUAAGUGCUACAAGUAUUGGCCAGAUGAUGCAGAGGUGUACGGAGACUUCAAGGUGACUUUCGUGGAGGUCGAACCUCUCGCUGAAUAUGUGGUUCGCACAUUUACACUGGAGAGGCGUGGCUUCAACGAGGUACGGGAGGUCAAGCAGUUCCACUUCACAGGCUGGCCUGAUCACGGAGUUCCAUAUCACGCCACGGGACUACUUUCCUUCAUCCGCAGAGUUAAAAUCUCCAAUCCACCCUCUGCUGGGCCAAUUGUGGUCCACUGCAGUGCUGGAGCCGGGCGCACAGGCUGUUUCAUAGUCAUCGACAUCAUGUUGGACAUGGCGGAGAGAGAAGGAGUGGUCGACAUCUACAACUGUGUGAAGGCUCUCCGCUCCAGGAGGAUCAACAUGGUACAGACUGAGGAGCAGUACAUAUUCAUCCAUGACGCCAUACUGGAGGCUUGUCUAUGUGGUGAAACAGCCAUACCGGUCUGCGAGUUCAAAGCUGCUUUUUACGAGCUGAUCCGCAUCGACUCGCAGACCAACUCGUCGCACCUGAAGGAUGAGUUCCAGACAUUAAACUCGGUGACUCCUCAGCCUCAGCCUGAAGACUGCAGCAUCGCGUUGUUGCCUAGAAACCAAGAUAAGAACCGCUUUAUGGACGGCCUUCCUCCUGACAGAUGCCUUCCCUUCCUCAUUACAAUAGACGGAGAAAGCAGCAACUACAUCAAUGCUGCUCUGAUGGAUAGCUACAGACAGCCUGCUGCAUUCAUCGUUACCCAGCAUCCUUUGCCCAACACCGUCAAAGACUUUUGGCGUCUGGUUUACGACUAUGGAUGCACCAGUUUGGUGAUGCUGAAUGAGAUUGACCUGGCUCAGGGCUGCCCCCAGUACUGGCCAGAGGAGGGCAUGCUGCGUUAUGGUCCGGUCCAGGUGGAAUGUAUGUCCUGCUCCAUGGACUGCGAUGUUAUCAGCAGACUCUUCAGAGUCUGCAACCUCACCAGGCCUCAGGAAGGCUACCUGAUGGUUCGUCAGUUCCAGUACCUGGGCUGGGCGGGACAUAGAGAGGUUCCCGCCUCCAAACGCUCCUUCCUCAAACUGAUCCUGCAGGUCGACCAGUGGCAGCGCGAGGGAGAGGAGGGUGAGGGAAGAACCAUCGUGCACUGCCUAAACGGAGGCGGGCGCAGCGGCGUUUUCUGUGCCAGCAGCAUCGUGUGUGAGAUGGCCAAGAGGCAGAGUGUGGUCGACGUCUUCCACGCCGUAAAGACCUUGAGGAACAGCAAACCCAACAUGGUGGACACUCCGGAACAGUAUCGGUUCUGCUACGACCUGGCACUGGAGUUCAUCGAGUCCUCUUAAACAACGGAGAGAAGAGGAGGAGGAGGAGGAGGAGGAGGUGAAGAAGAGCAGAACAUCUCUUCACUUCCCGCACGUUUGAUCCUUUGCUUUCGCUUGGUCCCGACUCCCCUCUGUGGUGGCCACUCUGUAGCACCCAUUUUGCGUCCCUACGAAGGGCACGAGCGAAGGCGGCUCCUCGCACAGUGCUUGAAGUAUCCAAACAAAGGGAAACGUUCAGACUUUUAACCGAAGGAGCUGCUGGGAGUGCAGCGCAGGGGGAGACGUUACUCCUUUUACUCCUUUACGCUUAUUAUACAGCUUUUUGAGUGCCAGCGGGCCCCUGUAUGUUUUGGGCCCUGUUUAAAUGUUUAGCGUCCCACCACAGACCCCCCCCCCGUGACGACUUGAUGCCUCAUGCUGUCUCAGCUGCAGUACUCAAUGUGCACUGUAGAUGUCUCCCUUCUCCCCUGCAAGCUGCAAACACACAGCUUUUGAAUAACUGCAAGUUUUCAGUGGCCCCACAUUCCUGCUCUCAUGCUAAUUUCCGAGUAUCUUAACAGUGUUGGGCAUCUCAUCAUGAUGUUUGAAUAUUUUCCACCAGUACUUUUGUACAAGAACGACAAACUUACAGUCACAGCCUGGCCAAACUCUGUGAAUGCUUCUGUUUUUUACUCCAUACAUCAGCAGCAUCUUCUUGUUAUUAUUUUAGUCAUUUCAGACUCUGAGUCAGAGCAUUAUUGUGUAUUUAGGUACAUAACAGCCACUCGAACCCAUUUCACAUUGGCUACAUGCAACAGAUUGUCAGAUACGUAGCCGUGAAAAAUAACCUUAAUGUCAGUACAAGUUCGCUAAUUAGAUAAAGUAGCAUUUAAGAAAGAAAAACAGAAAGUUUACAGGGGGAGUGUUGUUGGUUUUUUUUUUUACGAUAUAAUAUCAUGAAGUGAUAACUUGAAAAAAAUGUGUACGAUUUUUGCUAAAACGCAAAACAAAAAACAUGUGAUAUGUGUCAUUGUUCAUGUUCUCUGCAGCCAUUCUGAGCUGCAGAGUCGAUCUUCUCUGCUUUCGUUGCAUCACUUCCUGAUCUGCUGGAUAGAGGCUUCGAGGUCUUCUACGUACCCCAAAUUGUAAAAACCGAACACUUAAGAUUUUUUUCAACCAUGUGACAUUAGCAUAAUCAUGUUUGUUUCAGGGCUGGGCCCAAUGCACUUUCAAUUCAGCCAAUUCACAAAUGGGAUAUUUUAUUCCAAAUACAAAUUGGGUAGGAGGGACUGAGCUCAGAGAAAAGACUGAGGAUAAAUGCUCUUUGAUGAACCGAUAAAUAACAGUUUGGGUUGAAUGGAAUUGGAAGUGAACUGACCCCAGGCCUCACUUGUUUUGUGCACUGGCGGCCAACACUUUUCUCUUUGUUUUUAUUGUUGUUUUGUAGCUGAUGUUUAUUCAUAAGCCAAAGACUUUGUGUAAAUAUGUCUAUAUGGAUAAAGCACAUUGUUUGUAUUUAUUGUUUGUUUACUUGCAUUGCUUGUAAGAACAAUCAUUCUUCAUUCCAUGUUUACUCCACCACCAGCGUUUCUUAAACUGUGGGCCGGGACGCAAAAUGGGCCACGAGUCUGUUUCCUCUGGAGCACUGAGAGUGUUAGUAUGAUUUAAUGAGCCCAUAAUGGGUCCCGAGGUAAGAGGCUACAUCUGCCCAAUUUGGGUCAAUGAAGGGAAGUUUAAGAACCCCUGAUAGAAGCUGUAUAUUAAAGCAUUAGAAGUAGUUUUUCAGUAUUUAGGUGGAAUUCAGUAGUAUUGUCUUGCUUUCACUUAUUGAAACUCUGUGAUGUUACCGUGGUUUAUUUGUGUAAAAGCCCCAUCGCUCUGUUUGUGGUCAGUGGAACAUCAGCGCAUUUAUAUGCACAGAGUAUUUUGGAUAAUAGCUCCUAUCCCUCUUAACGUCUUAGUCGGGAUAAGCUGUUUAUCUUCAUCCUUAUAUCCUGCUCACCAUUAUCCCUGAAUACACACGGACUCAGUGAUGCAAACAGGCUUAGUGAGUGAAACAUGCAGGACUGUGGAACAGAAACAUUUAUUGUGCCUAAUCAUUUGAAUUUCCUUGUUGAUGCAAGCAUUUUAACAGCUUCUUAGAUCGCAACCAGGGCGAAUGCGUUCUCAUGGACGAUCAAUGUUUUGAGUACCUUUUGGACCAUGAUUCAGUGUGUUUUAUUAAUCAGAACGCUUCAUGAAUUCUUUGUGAGGCUUUACCGAAUACCAGAUGUGUUUCUGUUGUGCACAAAACUGAUUCAGAAAAGAACAAAAAAACUUUAUUGUAAAUAAAAUGUCAGAGGUUCCACUUGGUUGGGACAAGAGUAGCACAGGUCUACUGUUAAGGAUGUUAUUGUAAAUAGACUUUCACGAGAACCGGAAAAGGCUCUAUUGUUGGACGAACAGUAGAGAUUUAGAUGAUGGAUGCAAUGUCAGAACAUUAGUUCUGUUGUAGAUAAAAAGUCAGAGAUUGUACUCCCAGAGGAUUCAGCUUAAAACUUUGACAGUUAUUGUUUAAAAAGCAUUAUAGUUGCUGAAUACAGAACUUUAUUCCUCUGGUGGAACAUCAAUUUUAAGUUUUUGCCUCCAGAUUUCUGGUCAGACCCAAAGACGGGAGAGAAAAUUCAGAGUCCUCGGUGAUGGUGCCGUUCACCAGCUGGACAGAACUGAUGGCCAUCUCUGUAGCAUGCACAGAGAGGACAGUGAAGCAAUCAUUUUAACAGAAAUUCAAUGCGGUGUGUCAACCUUCUUAACUGCACACUCGAGGGGAAAACUAAGGAGCAAAUGCUGUUACGAUGCCCAUAAUUCCUCCUUAAUAAAUCUGAAGUAAUGGCCCUGAAGAGUAGUGAAUGAAGCAGAUGUCUGGAUGAGAGGCCAGUCUGAGUAUAGAAAUGAUCUUCAUGGUUCAUAAUUAUUCUUGUCUGUAAUGUUUGGCUUCUUUGCUGUAAUAAAGAACACUU